AUGAUGAGUUAUCAAUGGUGGCCUUAUUUAGUAUAUGCCAUCGGGCUAAUGCUAGGCCUGGGUCCAUCGUAUAUUCAUCCAGAUGAACAUUUCCAAUGCAUCGAAAUUUUGGCUAUGCAAUUCACAAAGGCCAAAGGUACGAUCCCGUGGGAGUUUGAACCCAAAUUUGCUGCUAGAAGUUACGCUCCCUUACUACUGAUUUACGGACCAUUGUUCACCAUCUUAGAAUCUUUUUCCAAGGUUCGGAACAAUCCGAUAUUAAUCCUGUAUUUGAUGAGAUUACAAAACUAUGUAAUGCUCCUGUUGUGCUAUCAUUUUGUGAUACCCAAAUUGAUAAGGAAUGACAGGAAGGCCGUACAAUCUAUCAAAAAAGGUCUACUUUUAACUUCCUACGUAACCUGGACGUAUCAAACACACACGUUUUCCAACUCCAUAGAAACACUUAUUUUGAUGACGACUUUGACCGUAAUGGAAAAUAUGAUGAACGACAAGAAUAUUCAUACAAACAACUUCAAAAAGUCGAUUUUAUUGGGACAUAUGCUUAGUCUUGGCGUUUUUAAUAGAGUUACCUUUCCUGCAUUUAUUUUCUUACCAUGCUUGAUAUUAUUUUGGAAAUUUUACCAGAUUCAUUGGAAAUCCUUUUCCUUAGUUCUAAUUUCAUUUUUAUUUUCCUCCGGUAUAUUUGCUCUUAUUGAUACACAUAUUUUUAAUAACGGAAAGGGACUUGUUAUUACGCCUUUGAAUAAUUUAAAAUACAACCUUAAUGUCCAGAAUUUGCAAUUACAUGGAUUACAUCCAAGAUACACUCAUUUACUGGUUAAUUUACCUCAAAUACUGGGUCCCACAUUGCUGCUAGCGAUUUUGUCCGGUUACAAACUUGAUAAAUUGUCUACUUACUCAAUAGUAUCAGGCUUACUUUUCCUCUCACUUUUCCAACAUCAAGAACUAAGAUUUUUGGUACCGCUACUUCCACUAUUUGUGACGAAUUUAAAUUGGACACCUUUCAGCUCGACGUUAGUAAACAAAAAACUGUUCCAAGGGACUUGGCUAUUUUUUAACAUAAUCAUGGCGUUCAUCAUGGGAAUCUCACAUCAAGGCGGAAUAGUCCAAUUUUUGGCAGAUUUCUACCACUUUAAUACUGAAAAAAUGGGCGUUCACAUAUGGUGGAAAACAUAUUCACCACCGACAUGGAUGUAUAUGAGUGAUAACCUCACCGUUUCUUCUCUUAUUAAUACACAGGAUGGCGUUGAGUCGAUAGAUGAAUCGGCAUUCAGUGUAGGUACCAAUCAUGUAAUAGAUCUCAAAGGCUGUGAUUUGCCACUUUUAGAAGAAACAAUUAGGCGGUUCCGUUUAAGUGGAGCCAUCACCCCACUAACUUUAAUAGCUCCCAAUUCCAUGACAUCGGAGUUGAAAAAAUUAAAGAGAGAUGAAACUGUUAAGUUAACACCCAAAAGACAUUACUUGUUCCAUUUUGAUUUGGACCAUUUUGAUUUUAAUGAUUUCACGACUUUUAAGCCAGGGCUCACCGUGUAUUCCAUCGAACUACUAUAA
Molecule: messenger RNA, 1551 nt
Organism: Saccharomyces paradoxus
Lineage: Eukaryota; Fungi; Ascomycota; Saccharomycetes; Saccharomycetales; Saccharomycetaceae
Gene: SMP3
Product: glycosylphosphatidylinositol-alpha 1,2 mannosyltransferase
Exons: 1
Coding region: 1-1551 (516 amino acids)
Biological process (GO): GPI anchor biosynthetic process
Cellular component (GO): endoplasmic reticulum membrane
Molecular function (GO): alpha-1,2-mannosyltransferase activity
Source: RefSeq, a predicted model, not a curated record